Alternaria incomplexa is the source of this 1824-nucleotide messenger RNA. RefSeq lists its product as uncharacterized. The record is from RefSeq and is a predicted model, not a curated record. Gene Ontology annotation, molecular function: nucleic acid binding. Bases 1 to 1824 code for a protein of 607 amino acids. Gene Ontology annotation, cellular component: nucleus. NCBI's taxonomy places the organism in Eukaryota, Fungi, Ascomycota, Dothideomycetes, Pleosporales, Pleosporaceae. The transcript has 2 exons.
AUGACUCUUACCAUGAUUCAAUCCUCAACCGAGUUCGAAGCGGAUCAGCUCUACAACGCCAUUCACUACUCAGAUUUCGCCUAUGACUACACAACGAAGGUUUCAGCCUAUUUGAAAGACUUUCCUGCUCUUCCCUCCGUUUCGACCACCGAAUACUCCUACGCACCAACCUCAAUACCUACUUGGUGGUCAGAUUUCACGCACAAUACACUUUUGUCAGACAUGUCUUAUCCAGUCUCACCAAGAGAGUUGAAAUCUCUCAUUGCAGCCGAAUUACACCAAGGUCUUACGCAGUCAGCUAUCCUCCAGCAUUGGAUGCAGAGAUGUGGGAGCGAAAUCCCGCUUGGCAGUGCCGCUGCAGCCGCAGCACUCCAAGACGCUAUUAUCGUGGCCUCUGAUGCUGAGUGGUACGAGCACGAUGACCAUUUCAUCACGGAACUCGGAAUAUCUGUUCUCAAUCCGCGUUCCGUGCCACAGCCAUUUACCUCAUCACCAUGGGGUAUUCUCACCAGCAUGGAGAACUACCACGUGCGCAUCAAACCACACGCACAUCUCACCAACAAAGACCUCUGCGAAGGGCACCCGGAUGCCUUCCAGUUUGGCAGCACAACCUUUGUCAGCGUGAAAGAAGCGAAAGAAAUGCUGCGCAGCGUUUUCACUCGCCGAGACAUCUACGGUAAUCUACGUCCAAUCAUCUUCGUCGGCCACGCCGUCUCGAAUGACUACGAAGUCAUAAAAUCGCGCUUUGGUCUCGACCUUGAGGAACUCGGCACUAUCGUCGCAACAAUCGACACACAAGUGCUGGCCGUAGAACACGGCCUCGUAAACCCAUCCCGCAAAAUCCGCCUCGCACACCUCCUCUCCGAAUACGACAUCAAAGAACCAUACCUUCACAACGCUGGUAACGACAUCGUAUGCACCAUGAUCGCCGCUUUCCUCAUGCUUUGUCCUCCCACCGAAGCCCCGCUCAAUAAGUUGCAUUACGUAGACCUCAAAGCGCAACUCCACAACGCGGGCCAAACCGCCAUCAAAGAAGGCCGCGGGUAUGGCGUCACACGUUUCUACGCGAAGACUCUACGCGUAGUCGGCAAGCGCUUCUUCACUACCCUCAAGACCACUCUGAUGGCGUCCGAUCUCGAAAAGCUCGACGGCGUCUCUCGAAGUGCGCGGCUAGCCGAAUACGUUAGAGCCAUUCGGAUCCAGGACGACCAACAGAAGGCUGUAUCUAUGCCCUCGGGCGAGGGCAUUCGUCUAGAGCCAGAAGAGCUAGCGAGAUUGAGAACGAGGCACUGGAUCUGGGCGUGCGAAGCAGUGGGCGUCCUUGAGGUAGACAAGACUGUCGUUGCCAAAUUGAAGGCGAUACUCGAGGAACGCCUUUUGUCUCUGGAAACCCUUGCUAUUCACUAUUAUUACACCAGAGAUGGGAAGGAAGAUGCCGAAGCAACCGUUGCGCUCGCUCAAGAGCUCAUUUUAGGUGGUAAACCGGCCACUACUUCAUUUUCAGUCUACCUCAGUUUGCGAGGGCUUCCCUGCAUGGGAGCCGUCUUGACGCUGUACCUUGAUCGAUCCGGACAAAGAGAAGGUUUAGAUAUCAGACUGCUUCAGAAGGUGGGAUUGCAGCUGUCGUCCGGUGGACCUCCAUCGGACCAUCUGCUUACCACAGUUUCCCAGUGGGCGCAAAGGUUGGGAGAUCUCCGACUGGAGUGCUCAGGACCGGGAGAAGCACUACUUGUCGACCUCGUGCAUCAAGGAAGGUUCCUGCCCAAGCGGACGAUCCUGCGGUUUUCGUCAAAGGCGUUUCGUCAUGUUUGCAGGACAUCCUGA